Molecule: messenger RNA, 279 nt
Organism: Penicillium lagena
Lineage: Eukaryota; Fungi; Ascomycota; Eurotiomycetes; Eurotiales; Aspergillaceae
Product: nuclear mRNA splicing factor-associated protein
Exons: 1
Coding region: 1-279 (92 amino acids)
Source: RefSeq, a predicted model, not a curated record
AUGGCCUCACCGAGCCCCGAAAACGGCGCAGAUGCGCCGUCGCGCAACUUCCCCCAGGACCCCUCGGAAUUCGACAACGACCCACGCAUUUCAUUCUCGAAACUGGACGAUAAGUUCAUUCUGGAGACCGACGAUGGGCAGGAGUUUGUAUUCGACUCGGGGAUCAAGCGCUGGGUUCAGACGGUAUGGAUACUUCUCGCGGCGGCAUCUGCAAAUCUCGACUGCGUGGACGUCGGGAAGCAUGCGCGCGCAUUCCAUGAUUGGGAGCUUGAACGCUAA